Molecule: messenger RNA, 969 nt
Organism: Acanthosepion pharaonis
Lineage: Eukaryota; Metazoa; Mollusca; Cephalopoda; Sepiida; Sepiidae
Source: the annotation of a GenBank genome assembly
AUGAUUCUACGUUCUUUUUUGUUUUUUUACUUUAUGUAUUAUUUCUUUUGUUUUUUUUUAACUUACUUUAUUUUUUCUAUCAUUUUUUUCUCUUUACGUGCACACGCUUUCUUUCUUUUACUUAGUAUUAAUCAUUUUCUUUCACUUUCCUUUUUCUCUUUCUCUCAUUUUACAGCUUCCCUUCUUCCGUGUUACCUAGACCUCAUCUUUUCUUUACUUCUUUCUUCCUUAAUUUUGCUUUUAUAUUUUCAUUCACUCUUUUCUUUCUUUCUUUUUAUUUACUAUUUUCUUGUCCGUUACGACAUUUCAUUGUCUUUGUUUUUAACAUCUUUUUAUUCUAUAUUCGUUCUUUUUUUCGGUCUUUCUUUCUUUCUUUCUUUCCGUCUUUCUUUCAUUCAUUCUGUGUUUCUUUCAUUCAUUCAUUCUUUCUUUCUGUCUUUCUUUCUUUUUUCUUUCUUUCUUUCUUUUUCUUUCUUUCUUUCUUUCUUUCUUUCUUUCUUUAGUGCAUUCUUUUUUUCGGUCUUUCUUUCUUUCUUUCCGUCUUUCUUUCAUUCAUUCUGUGUUUCUUUCAUUCAUUCAUUCUUUCUUUGCGUCUUUCUUUCUUUCUUUUUUCUUUCUUUCUUUCUUUCUUUCUUUAGUUCGUUUUUUUUUUUCGGUCUUCCUUUCUUUCUUUCUUUCCGUCUUUCUUUCAUUCAUUCUGUGUUUCUUUCUUUCAUUCAUUCAUUCUUUCUGUCUUUCUUUCUUUGCGUCUUUCUUUCUUUCUUUCUUUUUUCUUUCUUUCUUUCUUUCUUUAGUUCGUUCUUUUUUUUCGGUCUUCCUUUCUUUCUUUCUUUCCGUCUUUCUUUCAAUCAUUCUUUGUUUCUAUCUUUCAUUCUUUCUUUCCGUCUUUCUUUUUUAUUUCUUUCUUUCUUGUUUCUUUCAUUAAUUUGCUUGAAUUUUCUGAGCAUUUCUUUCCUUCUUUUUUUCUGA